GCAGCGGCAGCGGCAGCAGCAAUGCCACUACGGGGUUUGCAGCGACGAUACAGCUGAUGUUCAAGGGCGGCAGCGCACUUAUUGAGAGCGGACGGGUGGCGGACGGCGAGCGGGUGCUGGGCACGGUGGCAAGCGCCUGUGUGAGCCAGAUCUGCGAGGAGGAUCCGCAGGGGCGCGAGAGGGACCGGAAGUGGGUAGCGGUCGGCGACCGGCUGCUGGAGGUGCUGCCGCAGCUGGGCGCGCGUGCAAUCAUCGACACGGCGUUCCGCAUCCUGGCUGAGCUCAAAACCAGCGGAUCGACACCAGCGGCGCUCCAAGGCCUCCUUCCGAUGCUACUGGAUGCGCUGGGCGCCGUGGGCAGCGUCGAGAUCGUCGGCAGCGAGAUUGGCCGUGGCGUGGAGGCUGGCGGCAGCAUUACGCGCACGGGCGCCGAGCUCAAGGCGUACUGGGUCGAGUGCGCCUGCGCAUACCGCUGGGCGCCACAGGCGUCGGUGGCAGUGAGCGCGGUGCUGCGCGAGAUUGCGCUCGGCCCCGGACUGGCCGAGAUGGUGGCCGCGCGCAUGCUGCGGCAGCUGCACGUGGUUGGCCUGGCUGAGCUGCCGCCGAUGGUCGCCCAGCUUCUGCUGUUUGCGCGGGGCGGCGGCAAGCGGCAGAUCCUCGGGGGCAUAUUUGCGCUCUUCGACGCGCUCGACGCGCGGGAAUCGGCAGGCGCCGCGGCGGACUCUGGCAGGUGGCGUGCGCUGGGCGACGCCGAGGGCGCGGCCAUGCUGCAUUUCACGUACGGCGUCAAGCAGGACUUUGAGCUGGGCGAUGCGCUGGUGGCGCAUGCGCGCGCGGGCAUCGAGGCCGGCAGCGCGCUGGCGCCGUUUGCGUGCGCGUGUCUGCUGGCGCUAGCGCGCAUCCAUCGCUUCGCCGACGCCGUCACGGCGCUGCUGCGUACGCACCUUGUGCGCAGCAUCCACGACGCGCUGGCGCUGCAGGCGAUGCCCUGGGCGGCCACGCACCUCAGAAAAAACCGCGCUGCCGGCGGCCGUGCGCACGAGCGGUUGCUGGGUGCCGUGGUUGCACGGUCGGCUGCGUACGGAUGGGACCAGGCGACGCAGGCGCUGGUGCACGUGAGCCUCGCCACCAUCGACCACGCGGCGGCAGCCGCGCGCCGCGGCACGUACAGCGCGCGCGCGUGCGCCAUGGCGCGCCGCGUGUGUGUCGGGGCGCUGCGCGCGUCAUUCGCAGCGCACGCGUUUGUGCGCGGCGAGAUCAUCGGCCAGGUUCUCGCGCGCGCAGCAGCAGCGUCGGCUGAGCCGUCGGCGCAGGCGCACGGCCACGGAGGGCUGGUCGGGCUGCUGCGUGCCGUGACGGCCGACGACCUCGACGCCGUGCGGCCGUUUGGCGGGCGGCUGGUCGAUGCGCUGGACGCGGCGCCGGAGGCCGUCGAGCAGCUGCUUGCGGCGGUGGCGCCGCUGGUGCUGGAGGACGCGGGCAUGCGCGGCGCGCUGGUGCUGGUGCUGCGCAAGGCGCUGUUUGCCCACAGCCUCGGCGCCCGCCGCGCGGCGCUGGCCGGGCUGUUUGCGCUUGCGCGCAGCAUUGCUGCGGCGCUCAGCGACUGUCGGGGCGCCCAGCGCCGCGGCGAAGCGCUGGUGUCGGCGCUGUUGGAGGUUCUGGCGCUGGUGCGCCGCUGUUUGACGCAGCAGCCAGAGGUGCGCGCGCUGGCCUACGAGCGGCUCGCGCUCCUGCUUGACCAGCCCAGUGCGCGCCGCUGCGCCGUGCUGCUUGCUGCGCUGGGCGAUGUUUUCCGUUGCGAGUUUGCUAAGCACUACUGCGCGGACAGGGCCGAGCCGGCGCCUGUGCGCAUCGGCCUGUGUGUCAGCCCCGGGUCGCACCGCGUCGUCAUGCCCGUGGCGCUGUUCCUGGGGUGCUUUGCCAAGCUCGUGCGCGCACGUGCCGCCCUGGAUGCCGGCAAUGCAGCAGAGGCAGCGGCCGCGGCCGAGAUGGCCGACGUGUGUGCGCGUUUUGCCCGGGCACAGCUCGAGGACUUUGGGCUAAAUGCCGCCGGCGACUACACUCUGAGCAGCGGCUCGGGGCUGCGCAACCACAGCACCUGCGUGCUGGUCAUCGGCUGCCUGGAUGCCUGCAUGGAGCAUGCGCUGAUGCAUGGCGUUGCCGCCUCUGCCAGCAGCAGCAGCAGCUCAUCAAACACACACGCGGGCUGCGCGCUGCUGGAUGACCCGACGCUGGCCAUGGCACUAUUCGCCAAGCUGGCGCGGUUCAGCGACAUUUUGAGUGCCCGGUGCCUGGACGACCGCAACCGGCGCGUGAUUGGUUCGCCGCAGGAGCUGUCGCUGAUGUCGCUGCACUCGGCUGUGCGCGUCCUAAGGCUGCUGCUGCCGGACGCCGCGCAUGUCGCGAGGGCGCGGGCCUCGGACGGGCUGGCUCUGUGGUCGGCCAAUCACCAAUUUGUCCGCCAUUUGCUGGAGGUCGCGUUGGCGCGGGUCCAGCGCCGCUCAGGCAUGGCCUACGCUGGCGCCUCUGACUUUGGUCCUGGUCCUGCCUCUGGCUCUGGCUCUGGCUCUGGCUCUGCUGCAGCGGUGGCGCCGGUUCCGGACGUGGCCCUGGUGCUCGAGGCCGCGUAUAUUGCGUUCACGGGCGCCAUUGCGCACUACGCUGCCAGCACUGCAACCAGUGCGGAUGCGUUCGACUCCUCUGCGCUGCCAGCGUACUUGAAAUUAAAAGGUCUGCGGGGCCGCAGUGUCUCGCUACUCUGUUGCGACCUGCUCCUUGCGUGCAUUUCCAGCCUGGUCGCAUACGAUAUGCUAGACUGGCUUGCGCCGACGCUAAUGCGCGCAACCCCCGACCAAUACCAAAGUGCUGCCACCGCUGCCUUCUCGGCGGUGGAUGUGGCGGUGCCACCACUAGGUUCAACGUGUGUGGACUUGGCGAGGCUGAUUACGAGGCUGCGAAAUGCCGUCGUUGUGAUGAUGGCUCGGAGACCUAUGCUGGUGAAGGAAUGUGUCAGCACAAUGGCCGCGAUGCACGCCCUGGCUGUGCGCCUGACCGAGAUUCUGCCAGAUACAUCGCCAGCAUUAGCAACCACGACGGAAACAACAACCGCUAUACACAGUGACACGGACGACACACUGCCUGUAGAGGACUUGCAGAGCGCGCGGACCAGUGCCUACGAGUGUUUGCGCAGCACAGCACAGUGGUCCGUCCGGCUAAUCACUGGCACGCCACCCGCAGACCUAGGCUUGCUCAAGGGCAUUGUUGCAUUGCUCAUGCUUUGCCAGCCUUACCAUACCCAGCCAUCAUCCAUCGACCCAUCAUCUGUUGCACCCAUCAGUAGCGCCCAUGAUAGUGCGGAGAUCGCGCCUUUGCAUCACCUCACUGUUACGCUCUGCCGCGCCUCUCGCAUUCUUCUCGGCGCGCCCAUACCUGAUAUUGAGCCGACAAUGAUGGAGAUGGAAGAUCCGGAUCUUGAAGUUUUCACCGCGCGCACUGUCCCUGCGCUCCUCACCACCAUCACUACGUGGCUUCGAUCUGAGCUGCACCAGGUGGACUGGGCGGUGACCCAGCUGAAGCUCACCACCAAACAGGAGCUCGCCCACCGGGAGCCGCACGACACUAGUGAUUUGCACCAGAGUAUUCUCGUUGAACGCCGUAUUUGCCUGCGCCUUACUGCGCUUGCCCACCUUAUGAAGGAACUCUUGGUUCCGUAUUUGCCCAAAGUAUCCGUAGAUGCUGUACUGCGGGCGUUUCAGGAUAUGCAUCGGACGUUGGGUGGGCUGACAAGAGCUAAGCUGGGAUGUGUGGAAUUGCCUAUUACUGAGUCUUACGUUGACUGUCUGGCCCUGGUGUGCUCUGACUUGAACUCCUUGGCGUACCAUAUGUUGCCAGAUAUUUACGGCAAGGGCUCAAUCGGAGACCCAUCGGGGGAUUUCCCUGCCAAUUCUAAAUUAUCCAAAACCGAUAAUAAAGAAAAGGGAAAGAUGGGAAAGGGGGGGGGAGAUUCAGGUGAAUUCUCGGGUAGUAGCAACAGAUCGUUGUUGGUGGUUAGGAAUAAGGCCAAAGUUAUGCGUGAUUCCACUUUGGUGUCAUCGUUGAUUUUUCAGAUUGAAACCUCGGAGAAAUACGUUAUUAUGUUAAGUAAUAGGUUCAAGGUUCCUUUGGCGCAUUAUUUGAAGCGAAGUACUGCGAGAGAUUUUAGGAUUGAGGUGGAUGCUAUUCCGGAUGUUUCCGAAAUCUGUCAUAAUAGGCAAUACCCAGAAGAAGAAGAAGAAGAAGAAGAAGAGGAGGAGGAGGAUGCUCAGGUUGAGGAGGUUGAGCUUAGUGAUGAUGGCGGUAGUCCAGUGACUGAGACCAUGGAUUUGCUGGAUAUCGAUGCAGAGCAUAAUUCUGAUGCUGAGGUUGAUAAAAUUGACAAUGAGAUUGACAUUGACGAGGAGAAUAAUAGUGAAGACGAAGACAGCGAGGAUAAUCGAUUUUCUAAACUCCACCGAUCCAAGCGCGCCCGCCAGAACUGAAUCCCAAAGCAAGUCAAUAGUUUACCUUUAUUAAGAUAUAUUUAAAAAUGGUUAUGUAUAUGUGGAAUAAAUGAAUUGAUAUAUA
Molecule: messenger RNA, 4602 nt
Organism: Kickxella alabastrina
Lineage: Eukaryota; Fungi; Kickxellomycota; Kickxellomycetes; Kickxellales; Kickxellaceae
Product: FANCI solenoid 4-domain-containing protein
Exons: 2
Coding region: 57-4517 (1486 amino acids)
Biological process (GO): DNA repair
Molecular function (GO): DNA polymerase binding
Source: RefSeq, a predicted model, not a curated record